UUGGAAAUUGACAAGCUUCGUUCUCUCUCCGGCAUCUAAAAAUGCCAAAAAUUCGCCACAAUACAAUUCCACCAACUUUAACAUUAAUAAACAAAGUAUAUUUUAUUAAUUUUUAUUCUUGUUCGGGUUUUACAAGUCGUGUCGUUGUACCUACCGUAAUUGCCUCUUUCUGGGGCCAUUAGUUUUCCUUUUCUAAGGAAGAAAACAUAUAAAUUAUAUUUCAUACAUUCAGUACAAGAAGAAGACAUUUCCAAAACUUCUCGUACAGUCCAUAUCAACAAAAUCCAUUGAUAAAAUGGAGGGCAAGUGUAAUAAGGCUCCUACAAGUAAAUAUUUGGACCACGUUUAUUGUCAUACCACUCAGACCAAAUCGGUUUAUAGUAAUAACAUGGCAACUGCAAACAACAGCGGUGGUGGUUCUUCGUCUACCAAUUCGGACGUUUUGGCGCUUUUGAAAGAAAACAAACAACUGAAGGGGAUGUUAAUCUUACAUUUGGACUUGAUACAGGAACAAAGUGAUCAGUUGAUGGCACUGAGAGCUCGAAACAAUGCUUUGGAAAAUACAAUUCAGGAAUUGCAAAAACAGCUGCAACAGCAGAAAAGAGCUGGCGAAAUGUCCACAUUGCCGUUGCCGCCAUUGGCCAAAAUACAGUCGGGAGUAGGUGGUAAUGUUACAGCUAUGACACAGCCGGCCAAUUCCAAGACAACAUCCUCUGGUUCACAAGGCGUAUCGAAUAUAAUUGGAGUCUGCAAUGGAAAAUUAAUUAACAAAAUUGUUCUUUCGUCGGUGCGGGACAAGCAAAGAACACACAGUCCGCAGAGUCAAACAACCGAUACGGAACAUGAAGACGACGAUGAAGAAGAGCGGGAGCCCUAUGAUGAUGUAGAUAUUGAGGAAAUAAUGGAUGACGAAGAAAACGAAGAGGACCGCAGCCUGAAUGGUCAGGAUAACGGGGAGAACGAAGAUGAUCGGGAAGGAGCGGCCAAUGACAAUAAUACAAAGGACGAUAUGUCAAAUAUACAACAGCAGAUAAUAGAUGAAAUGUAUGACACUGGAAACAGCACAGAAGAUAGUAAUGAGGUCUUAGCAGUGCAGAGUAAGCGCCUGAGAUUAAAGCAAGCAGCCAAGCAAUCAUUGGCUCUACCUCGAGGUGCUAAACCAAGUGUUUCACCCGCUUCGACUACCACUAGUGAUGGUCAAACAACAUUUAAGGCUGUAACUUCAAUCAAUACGGGGCACCUUAGUGUAAGUAGAGGAAAACAAAUGACCAUAAUGCGCUGGCAUGCUCCCGACUAUCAUACGGAUGAAUCGGUUAGUUGUGACUCCACGGCGGAAACGGAAAAGAGAUCUGUAUCUGUUACGUCCUGUUCGCCGCCUAAACCUUCUGCAGCUGGUACCAAUGAUAAAAAACGCUAUAACCACGGCCAGGAUAGUCAACAUUCCCACGCAAGGGCAAAAAUCAGAAAAUGUUCGUACAUUUCUACACAACAGCUAUAUAGCACGCGGGAAUGGGAGGACGAACCUUUCCAUUUCGAUUACGACUCGGAGGUAAUUAAACUGUCGGAAACGGAAAAAUUGGAGAUACCAAAGUGGACCGAACAUGAUUUGACCCCCUCCUACUGCAUUGAGGGCACAGAGGACCUGUCCGACGACACCUUCUUCAAGAGACAUGCCAAAUUUGAGGUUGACGAAAAAAGACGAAAGAAGUGGGAUGUUCAGCAGAUACGGGAACAAAGGCGAAUCGAACGGCUGAAGCGUAGACAUUGCAAGGAUGAAAUACAGAAUGUCCAAGAGUCGGCAUUUCUGCAAAGUUUUUAUCCAACUACUGAGAAUUUGCAGACAAUAUGCUACGUGCAGGACCUACCAGUACAAGCAUUCGGCGAAAUGAUUCCAAAGAUUAUGGGGGCAAAUGGAGAUCGCAAAGACUUUCUUUUGCCGUGGUUGGAUAGAACACACAUCACACAAAAUUCCAGCGAUAACAGCAGCAAAAAGCCGACAGUGACCACACUUAGUUGCUCUGCGGACACAAAUACAUCUUCUCAGAUACAAAAUCAAUUGCUAAAUUCCUCAUUUGUUAUGUUGAAAAAACGUAGGCAGAGGCAGCAAAGCACCACCUUUGGCACAUCAUCCCAUCACAGUACAACAAGACAACGCAGUUCGGCGGCAGCCAAGUUGGCGAUAACCACCUCUUCUGUACCUCCCAUUAGCAGUCCCGCAAUUGUAACUACUUGUGGGCCAUCAUCAGCUGCCUCAGACGUUACAAUAACAACACAGUGCACCAGUAAUUCUAAUUCAAAAACCUAGGCUAAUGUGUAAAGUAGAUUUGCAAAACUAAUUUUAAGUUCAAAAAAGAAACGUGUGAAUGAAUUAUUCUAUUUAUUAUAAAUGCAUUUGAUAAUUUUACACUAUAUAUUGUUUGUAUCAUUAAAAUGCUUAAGUUUGAACCGAAGAUUAUUGUGAUAAAAAGUUUCGAAAAUCGCUGGGAAUAAGCUUACCUAAUUGCAUACCAUCUAAAUGUAUAUAAGUAAAAAUCCACUUUAGUUACAUCCUAGUGCACAAUUAUGUAUAUAAAAAACAAUCUUUUGAAAAUGUGCAAAUUCUGAAUAUAGAUAUUUUAUACAUAAAUAAAAUGUAUAAAUAGCAACACCAA
This is a messenger RNA of Musca domestica (house fly), 2651 nucleotides long. RefSeq names its product protein male-specific lethal-1 (gene msl-1). Gene Ontology annotation, cellular component: MSL complex. The transcript is spliced from 2 exons. Lineage: Eukaryota; Metazoa; Arthropoda; Insecta; Diptera; Muscidae. The record is from RefSeq and is a predicted model, not a curated record. The coding region runs from base 296 to 2305 and encodes 669 amino acids.